AUGCCGCAAACGGAGCUUUUUUGGGCCUUGCUCUUCAAUUCCCACCCGCUGGAAGAGUUGAAGAAGGUGAAUCUGGAAGGAUUCAAUUGGAGCGGUCUCUCGGAAGAUGGAGAGACAUUGUUGGUGGCUUAUAUUAGAAACGUGCUUUACAGCACCUCAAAAUUUGAAGGUGCACUCAACACCAUCGAAUGGCUGAUAUGUUCAGGGGCAAGCAUUGAGCAAAAAUGCACUGGUGGAGGACAGGCGGAGUACUGGCCUGACAAACCAAAAGCGGCAAAGAUCCGGCUUGAGUGCAAAGGUCUCAGUGCAAUUUCAUUUGUGCAGGCAUUGCAGUGGAAGAUGUGGGACAAUUCCGAGUGGAGAGUCCAAGAAGCUUUUCUCACAAAGGUCCUCUCCUGCUUUGUGAAUGCCUCCAGCCGAAGCGCUUCCAUACCUCGAGUGUCGGUCCCCGAGGGCAUUGCAGAGUUGUGGGAAAAGUCGUUGGCGGCAAAGGAUUCUCAUGACUUGACAAUCGAAACUGCUGAUGGGCUCGUGACCGCUCAUGCUCACUUUCUCAAAACAGCAUCCUCCGUGGUCGCAGCGAUGUUGGAAUCACCCAUGAAGGAAGGGAAAGCUCAACGAAUUGAGAUCAAGGACACGUCCAGCAAAGCCGCGUCACUCUUCCUGGAGAUUUUGUACACCUGUUCAGUGCAAGACGAGCUCGCCCACGAAACUGCCUUGGAGACAUUGGACUUGGCCCAUCGCUGGCAAGCUGAGGUGGUGGUCGUGGUCUUGACCGAUCUACUGGCAGGUAUGAUCACGUAUGAGACCUUCGGAUCUAUCGGGGAGCAAGCCGUCCUCAAGGGCCUUGAAAGAUUGAAAGCCGCAGCCCAACGCUUUGGGGUCCAAUCCAAGAAGGUGCAGGCUGACCUGAAAGCUGGCCGCCUCUCUCCUACUGUGGCGCAGCUGUUCCCUGCAUCGAAACCAUCGAAGCCCAGUGAACCGAAACCCAAGCGCCGCCGUGUGUGA
Messenger RNA from Cladocopium goreaui, 1008 nucleotides. The record is from the annotation of a GenBank genome assembly. NCBI's taxonomy places the organism in Eukaryota, Dinophyceae, Suessiales, Symbiodiniaceae.